Molecule: messenger RNA, 1705 nt
Organism: Daucus carota subsp. sativus
Lineage: Eukaryota; Viridiplantae; Streptophyta; Magnoliopsida; Apiales; Apiaceae
Product: PHD finger-containing protein 1
Exons: 6
Coding region: 178-1173 (331 amino acids)
Source: RefSeq, a predicted model, not a curated record
UUAUUCUGUAUUUUUCAACUCUGAUUUACUUUGUCGACAGUCCACAGAGACAUCACACCUCUCUCCCCCCUCCCCCUCACUCUCUCUCUCUCUCUCUCUCGCACACACAGUAAUUUCAAUAUUUUCCCCGUCAAAGUCCGUCUUCCAUCCAAUGAUUUGUCCCUAAAUUCAAAGAACAUGCCAGGACUACAGGAGACUGUUUGCCAGACUUGUGGCGACGAAGGCUUUUCAGAAGCUAUAGUUAUUUGCGUCAAGUGUCAUGAUGCCGGGGAACACCGUUACUGUUCUCCAGCAUGGCCUAAAAACUUCGAGGAUGACGUUGACUGGAUAUGCAGUGAUUGCAUACUGCAUAAUGCAGAACAGUCUAUUUCAGCAAAUCCUGUUUGUAGACAUCCGAACGAUGUUACAGAAAUCGAUUUGAGGGACACAUGCAUAGUUUCUCAGAAGGAGAUACAGAUAGGUGAAAGUAUCGAUGCUCUUCAACCCUGUAAGGUGCACCUGGAGGAGGUGCAUCCGGAGGUUGACUUGGUUAAAAGCUCUCCUUUGGUUAAGAACAAACGUACUUCAUGUUUAAACAUGAAUAUUGAUAACUUUCAGAAGUCUGUGCAUGAAGAAAUGCCAACUAGCAAAGAUGAAGAUUACUUGAGUGUUGAAGUUGGCAGCGGUGAGACUUCUCAGGCUAUAACAGAUGAUACAUCAACUACUUUGGAAGCUUAUGGUGUUGGCCAAGCACAACCAUGCAGUGAACCAACAUGGAGAGGAGGUUUCAGUGUCUCCAGUGACAAUUUCUGCACAGUAAUGAAAUUGGCGUCUCAUUUAUCGAACAUAGCAUCAACUAAAGUAUUUGAGGCAGCACAACAGUUCCCAUCAGUGCUUCACUUGGAUAUAUAUCCUAGGCUUCAUAUUUGGCCUAAAUCAUUCAGUAGAUCAGAGCCAACUGGUGGACAAAUUGGCAUGUACUUCCUUCCUGAAACUGAAAGUGAUGAAUGCCUCUACAAAAGCCUGCUAGAUCGCAUGAUUGAUGAAGAUCUUGCACUCGUGGCUGUCAUUGACAGUUUAGAACUAUUGGUAUUUACAUCUCUUCGACUGCCCAAAGAAUGUUGGAGACUAGCGGAAAAUUAUUAUCUUUGGGGUGUCUUGAAGAAAAGUUCCCCACUUAGUGGACCCUUGUGAUAGGGAGUUAAUAUUACCAUCUCAGAUUAUAAGGUAGCCUUGUAGCAGAUUGCAGACUGUAGAAUCCUCAUACUACUCCAGGCAAUGGUGGUAUAUUUCCAUCCAUCCGAUUUGCUUUCUCUUCCAGCAUGCUAUUGCUUCUCUCUCCAUUGGCAUCACACCGUGCCUUAUAGUACUUCCAUAUCCACCGGUGUUAUCUAUUUACAGAUAUCCAGUUGUAUCGGUGCUGGUAUUAAUUUCAUCAAAACAUCCAAAGAGCAGUGACCUGUCCAGAAAUAUAAAUUAGUAAUUUAAUUAAAAUGAUAUAAAUCAAUGUUUUCACUAUAAUUAUGUGUUGUAUAAAUAUUCCUAGUGGAAGAACUUUUGUUUAAUUUUUGAGACAUACAAGAAGCGGGGAUGGUUGCCUGUAUUAAUUUUAACCUAAUUACAGAUAUGUCUGAAUAAUUUGGUUGCAGACCUUCACAUUCUCUUUUUUGUAUCUUUUGACAAGUGAGACCAAUAGACAUCUUUGGCUUACCAAAUUAUAUUUCCA